Lineus longissimus is the source of this 2495-nucleotide messenger RNA. RefSeq lists its product as uncharacterized. The record is from RefSeq and is a predicted model, not a curated record. Bases 24 to 1403 code for a protein of 459 amino acids. The transcript is spliced from 10 exons. Gene Ontology annotation, biological process: magnesium ion homeostasis. NCBI's taxonomy places the organism in Eukaryota, Metazoa, Nemertea, Pilidiophora, Heteronemertea, Lineidae.
ACAACAACAAAAUUUCUGAAAUAAUGUCGACCGAAAUAAAUAUUAGUUGCACGCUAAUAGACGAGUAUAUUGUAUGCAAUGGCACUAAAUAUGAAUUACCAGAAGGCCGCUUAACAUAUAAGGAUGAAUGGUUUUGGAUAUAUAUUAGUAUUUACGUUGUUCUCGUGCUGUUGGCAGGGCUGAUGUCGGGCCUGACCAUGGGCCUUCUCUCUCUGGAUGAGAUGAGCUUACAAAUCCUGAAGGAAGGUGGCACUCCAUCCCAGCAAAGACACGCAAAGCGCAUCCUGCCCAUCAUUAGAAGACAUCAUCUCCUUCUUGUCACUCUCUUGUUGGCAAAUGCAGCUGCUGUUGAAUCCAUGCCACUCUUCCUUGACAGGGUUUCUGACCCUAUAAUUGCCAUUCUAGUGUCAGUAACAGCAGUCCUUUUCUUUGGAGAAGUCUUCCCUCAGGCCAUAUGUACAAGAUAUGGCCUGGCCAUUGGUGCAGCAUUAUCACCGUUAGUUUAUCUACUGAUGGGGCUGUUCUUUAUAGUAGCUUGGCCGAUAUCAAAGCUCUUGGACUGUCUCCUUGGAACUGGUCAUGGCACAUUUUUCCGAAGAGCAGAGUUAAAGGUCCUUGUUGGCCUUCAUGGUCCACCUGUGGAUGAUACUGAUGGUGCUGGUCAUGCAGAGGGUGUUAACAAUGAAGAACAACUCACUAAUGACGAAGUGCUUAUAAUCAAGGGUGCCCUCGAGAUGAAGGAUAAGACAGUGAAGGAUGCUAUGAUGCCGUUAGAGAGCGUGUUCAUGUUGCCGAUUGAUGCGGUUUUGGAUGGCAAAACCAUGGAUAAGAUCAUUGACACGUCACAUUCACGGAUACCAGUAUUUGAAGGAAGUCAUGAAAACGUAGUUGGAAUAAUUAUUGUGAAACGCUUGAUCAAGUUGGAUCCUGAUGAUGGAGUGCCCAUUAAAAACCUGAUUGGAGAUCAAUUCUACUUCCGGGAAGUUUCUUAUGUCACUGAAAGCCAACCGUUGUUUGAUACGCUCAAUGACUUCCAAACAGGAAAAAGCCAUCUUGCUGUGGUGAUGCAGUUGCCGGCUGAUUCAAAUUUUUCUACAGUUGAAAUAUUGAAACAAGGGGCAGUUGUUGGCAUCAUCACCCUUGAAGAUGUCAUUGAAGAGCUCAUUCAAGAGGAGAUCAUUGAUGAGACCGACGUCUUUGUGGAUGUAUCUCGGCGCGUGGCUGUGGCCAGGGCCAAGUUAGCCAAGAGGCAGAUAUCCUCACGUACACCCCCGCCACUGCACCUGCAGCGUCAACAGUCCUUCACGUCUGCUACACUUCACCCUCCAUCCUCCAGCAGUGAUCACCACAGCUUCGAUGGAACCUCCCACGAUAGUGACAUUGAGAGAAGACCCCUUUUGUAGUUUAUAGAUUAGUAUUCCUACUUAACUUCCCCAGGAGGGAGAUUCACCUACAAACAUAAAAAAUUGACACCAAUUUGCUAUGUAAAAGCUCAUUCUGGAUCCAAAAACACAACCUUAUUGAAUUUGUUCAAAUGUAAGCCACUCAUCUGUGACCUACUGUGUGAUUACAGAAUAGAAUUAGCUUGGGUUUGUGCAAUACUGUGGUGAUUGACCUGAUGUUCAAUUGGUUUAGUUGAAAAUGUAUGGUUGUGUAUAAAGAAAUGAAACUAUUUUCAAAUUAUGUAAGUACAAAUGUAUUACAUUGACUGUGAUUGAAAUGAUGACCUUGCAAGUUUCAUAUCACUGGGUUUUGGUAGCUCUCAAAACGUGUGCCUAUUUUACCGGUGAUGUUACUAGACCAUAUCGAGAUUUGUACCAAAGGGCAUGAUAUUUCACUCCAAGAUGUUUAGUGUUGCUGAUGUACAGGUGAUAUUAUUAGUCCCUGUCCAGAUGAGUACUGAUAUGAUUAUGAUCAAAACUUCAUGGCACAUGUGUGUAGACUUGUUGUUUACUUGACCCGUGAGGUGGCAUUGUAAUCACAUAAUUCAGCAGGAGCUUGACCUGUAAUGUAUUGUAAAUAUAGAGAUAACUAAUCUUGUUGCUUUUACAGCCAACUGUGAUCGAUUUGAGGUUGCUAUUAUUGCACUUAUAUGCCAGGUUAUGUCACCCACUUGGGUGGCACUGAAUAAGUAUGAUAGAUCCAUUUUACAGAGAGACAAAGUCUAGACAAAGUAGGUUGAGCAGGAUUUGCCUCUGUCGUUUUGAUACUAUAACCAGAGUCUUUCUAUACAAGGGUCUGGUCACUGGUUUCAACAUCAAAGACACCGCCCGUCUCGAACGACGUGCGGUGGGACAGCGCUCUCUCGGAUCACGUGGUACACCCAAGCCAACUUUUUACGCCAUAUCCGCCAUUUUGGUUCACUCGGAAAGUCAUCGUCUCAAUCUCUCUCACAAAAACUUGUAUAGAAAGACUCUGCUAUAACUUACUCUUUGUGAUUGUUUGUAAUGAAUCAAAAUAUUCCAGAUCAAUAUUAAUAAAAACAUUUUAUACGA